AGAGCCACACGCCGCCGGAGCGGGAGAGCGUCGUCGCGUCCGUGACGUGUCCCGCGGGCGUCGGGCAGGGACGGCGGCGUCGGCAGCAGUGUCGGCGGCGGCGGGUGGGAAAUGGCGGAGUACUUGGCGUCCAUCUUCGGCACCGAGAAAGACAAAGUCAACUGUUCAUUUUAUUUCAAAAUUGGAGCAUGUCGUCAUGGAGACAGAUGCUCUCGGUUGCACAAUAAACCGACCUUUAGCCAGACCAUUGCCCUCUUGAACAUUUACCGUAACCCUCAAAACUCUUCCCAGUCUGCUGACGGUUUGCGCUGCGCUGUGAGCGAUGUCGAGAUGCAGGAACACUAUGAUGAGUUUUUUGAGGAGGUUUUCACAGAAAUGGAGGAGAAGUACGGUGAAGUCGAGGAGAUGAACGUCUGUGACAACCUUGGAGACCACCUCGUUGGGAACGUGUAUGUCAAGUUCCGCCGCGAAGAAGAUGCAGAAAAGGCUGUGAUUGACUUAAACAACCGUUGGUUUAAUGGACAGCCUAUCCAUGCCGAGCUCUCCCCUGUGACCGACUUCAGGGAAGCCUGCUGCCGCCAGUAUGAGAUGGGAGAGUGUACACGCGGAGGCUUCUGCAACUUCAUGCACUUGAAGCCCAUCUCCAGAGAGCUGCGGCGGGAGCUGUAUGGGCGCCGGCGCAAGAAGCACAGGUCCAGGUCCCGGUCCCGGGAGCGUCGCUCUCGGUCUAGAGACCGUGGCCGCGGUGGUGGCGGUGGCGGCGGGGGACGAGAGCGCGACAGGAGGCGGUCAAGAGAUCGUGAAAGAUCUGGGCGAUUCUGAGCCAUGCCGUUUUUACCGUAUGUCUGCUAGAAAGUGUUGUAAUUGAUUGACCAAACCAGUUCAUAAUGGGAAUUUUUUUUAAAAAACAACAAAAAAAAACAAAGAUGGGUUUCUGAAUAAAAUUUGUAGUGAUACAGUA
This is a messenger RNA of Manis javanica (Malayan pangolin), 961 nucleotides long. RefSeq names its product U2 small nuclear RNA auxiliary factor 1 (gene U2AF1). Gene Ontology annotation, molecular function: RNA binding; metal ion binding. Lineage: Eukaryota; Metazoa; Chordata; Mammalia; Pholidota; Manidae. Gene Ontology annotation, biological process: mRNA splicing, via spliceosome. Gene Ontology annotation, cellular component: U2AF complex. The record is from RefSeq and is a predicted model, not a curated record.